AUGGCCUCCGCCGGUAAGAAGUCCAACGUGAUCGGCCAAAUCGUGCGGCUCAGGCGGGUCGUGCGCCGCUGGAAGGACAAGAGCCUCCGGCGCGGCGGUUCCUCCUCCUCGUCGGACACCGACGACUGCGAGCCGCGGUCCCCGCGGCGAAGGACCCCGGCAGGAUCGGUAGCCGUCUACGCCGGGCAGGAUAGACGCCGCUUCGUGGUCCCGACUCGGUUCCUCAACCUCCCGGUAUUCGCCGCCCUCCUCGACCAGGCGGAGGAGGAGUUCGGUUACCAGCCCGCCGGUGGCCUGGCCCUGCCGUGCGCGGCCGGAUUCCUCUCCGGCGUCAUCCGGCUGCUCGAGCUGGACGAGGAGAGGUUCUGCGGGCUGGGCCUGGACGAGUUCGUGAGGAUGGUUUCUGGGGCGGAUUUGGAUUUGGAUUUGGGUUUGGAUUCGGAUUUGGGUUCGGCGCCGGCGUUCGUUCCGUUGCUGCGCGGUGCUAGGGUUUGA
Molecule: messenger RNA, 495 nt
Organism: Striga hermonthica
Lineage: Eukaryota; Viridiplantae; Streptophyta; Magnoliopsida; Lamiales; Orobanchaceae
Source: the annotation of a GenBank genome assembly